Seriola aureovittata is the source of this 8080-nucleotide messenger RNA. RefSeq names its product regulating synaptic membrane exocytosis 1b (gene rims1b). The transcript has 33 exons. Gene Ontology annotation, biological process: positive regulation of synaptic transmission; regulation of synaptic plasticity; calcium ion-regulated exocytosis of neurotransmitter. Lineage: Eukaryota; Metazoa; Chordata; Actinopteri; Carangiformes; Carangidae. Bases 593 to 5497 code for a protein of 1634 amino acids. Gene Ontology annotation, molecular function: small GTPase binding; transmembrane transporter binding. Gene Ontology annotation, cellular component: cytoskeleton of presynaptic active zone; presynaptic membrane. The record is from RefSeq and is a predicted model, not a curated record.
GAGAGAGAGAGAGACAGGGGGAGAGCGAGAGAGAGAGAGAGAGAGAGAGAGAGAGAGAGAAAGAGAGAGAGAGAGAGCGAGAGAGAGGGUGAGAGAGAGAGAGAGAGAGAAAGAGAGAGAGAGUGCAAGAAAGAGAGCGAGAGAGAGAGAGAGAGAGAGAGGAGAAGCAGCACGGACUCCGCCUAUACCGCCCAACAUCCUGCUCCAGUCCGACGACGGCGGAGGGACCACAAACCAGCCGAGUGAACCAGGGGCCCCCUCAGCUCGACUCAACUCCCGGCGUGAAAAAACGGAGAUGGGCUCCCCGUGAAUCCGGGCGGUGGAGGGGAGAGGAGGGCAGGCGGGGGGUGGGGGGGAACGACGACGAGACUGUGGUGGGAGAAACACCCAGAGAGAGAACAAACAAAAGCACAACCGGGGGUGCCUGCAACCAUGAGCGGCUUGCACUAUUCGCCAGGGCUGCGGCUGCCGCUGCCGCUGUGCCCGCGGACCAUGUCGUGAGGUGUGGCUCGGAAACGCUCCGGGGAACCUGUCAGCCGAAACGACACGCCGAGGAGGAGGAGGAGGAGGUGGGGUGGUGGUGGUGGAAAAGAUGUCCGCCUCGGUGGGGCCCCAGGGCGGCCCUCGCCCACCCACCGUGCCGCCAUCCAUGCCGGAUCUGCCGGACUUGAGCCACCUCACCGAGGAGGAGAGGAAGAUCAUCAUGGCAGUGAUGGCUCGGCAAAAGGAGGAAGAGGAGAAAGAACAAGCCAUGCUAAAAACACUGCACCAGCAGUUUGAGAGCUACAAACAGGAGGUGCGUCGCAUCGGGGCGGAGACACGACGUCAGCAGACCCAGCAGAAGGAUGACGCGCCCACCUGUGGUAUCUGCCGCAAGACCAAGUUUGCCGACGGCUGCGGUCACCUUUGCUCCUACUGCCAGACCAAAUUCUGUGCUCGCUGUGGAGGGCGGGUCUCUCUGCGCUCCAACAAUUGUCUCAUAGUGAAGGACAGGGUAAUGUGGGUAUGCAACCUGUGCCGUAAGCAGCAGGAGAUUCUCACCAAAUCAGGAGAAUGGUUUUCGGAGUCAGGGGUGCGGCCGGGGAGCCUGGGCACCUCCUUGAACGACCCAGCCACGGGAGGUGAGGCCCAACGGGACAGGAAGCUACUGCGCUCCAGGUCCCAAGCCCCGCCUUCCAGCACCAAGACCAGCGCAGGGCCGGACGGGACACAGCCGCCCACUGGUAUCACUGCUCCCAAGGGUGCUGACACCAUGCCUAGCUCUCGCUCCCAAAGUGAACCACCCAGAGAAAAGAAAAGGCCGGUUUCCCUCCAUGAACAAAAUGGUAAGGGAGGCAUGGGGCGUGGUAGUGGCAGGAGACCUGCUGGGAAGUUGCCGUCUCAGUCAUCCCUGGAUGAGCGGGUGGGCCCUGGGGACAGAGGAGAAAGACGGCUGGGUGAUGGACGGAGGCUGGAGAAGAUCCAUUCUCAGGACUACGAGGAUGGGGAGGACUUGGGUCGCGCAGAAACACACCGGAGACGGCCAGAGGAUGAGGAGCAGAGGGAGCGGCAGCGCCGUGAGGAGGAGUUCCAGAAUCGUUACCGUAGUGACCCCAACCUGGCCCGAUACCCAGUGAAACCACAAAAGGAGGAGCAGGAGAUGCGCAUGCACGCUAAGGUGUCCAAGGUACGCCACGAACGGCGACACAGUGAUCUGGCGAUCAAUGAGGUUGGACUGGGACCUGGUGAAGGAGGAGGUGGAGGAGGCAGCACAGGUGAGGUGCCUGAAAACCGUCUGGCCAGGAGGGGUGGAGGUGGGGAGGGAGACCGCAAGGCCAUCCUGGAGAACCACCGAGCCUACUCUGUGGAUAGGACCGUGGGGGUAGGAGGGGGGCCUCCGCCUUCUGGAGGUGGAUUGAGAUCAGGGCCCCAACCUGGGGGACCGGUGCCUCCAGACUGGGGUCCGAACAAGGGCCGCCUAGAACCUGGUACAACACGGACACCAAGGGACAAAGGUGGGGAUAACCUGCUGAGGAAGGACUCCCAGAGCUCGGACCAGUCGGAGUCUUUGCGGCCGCCCCCUCCACGGUCAUACAAGAGCAAGCGCGGAGUCAACAAGAGGCAGAUGUCCAUCAGCAGCUCAGAGGAGGAGGGCGGCUCCACGCCCGAGUACACCAGCUGUGAGGACGUGGACAUGGAAAGCGUCAGCGAGAAAGGUGACUGGGACUGUCAUCCUCUAGAUCCUGCAGUGUGGCAUCAUCCAGUUACAUGGCAGCCAUCAAAAGAAGGUGACCACCUGAUUGGACGCAUCACGCUAAGCAAGCGGUCGGCAAUGCCCCGUGAGGCUGGUUCCCUCCUCGGCCUAAAAGUGGUAGGAGGGAAGAUGACAGAGACAGGAAGACUUGGGGCCUUCAUCACCAAAGUCAAGAAAGGCAGCCUGGCAGAUGUUGUGGGACACCUACGAGCAGGUGACGAGGUGCUGCAGUGGAACGGGAAGUCGUUGCCAGGAGCAACCAAGAAAGAAGUGUACAACAUUAUCCUUGAAUCAAAGGCCGAACCCCAAGUGGAAAUAGUUGUUUCAAGACCUAUAGGAGACAUCCCAAGAAUCCCAGAGUCAUCCCACCCUCCUCUAGAAUCAACAGGCUCCAGCUCCUUUGAGUCACAAAAGAUGGACCGCCCCUCUAUAUCAGUGAUGUCCCCUACCAGCCCAGGCACCCUCCGAGACCUUCCUCUGGUUCUGCCUGGACGGCUUUCUGUGAAGCUGUGGUACGACAAAGUGGGCCAUCAGUUGAUCGUCAACGUCCUUCAAGCCAUAGACCUGCCAACCCGACCAGACGGACGACCUCGGAACCCCUAUGUCAAAAUGUACUUCCUGCCUGAUAGGAGUGAUAAGAGUAAACGGCGAACUAAAACAGUGAAGAAGAGCGCUGAGCCUAAGUGGAACCAGACCUUCAUAUAUUCCCACGUUCACCGGCGGGACUUCAGAGAACGCAUGCUAGAGAUCACAGUCUGGGACCAGCCCAGAGUGCAGGAGGAGGAGAGUGAAUUCCUGGGCGAGAUCCUGAUCGAGUUGGAGACGGCCUUGCUGGACGACAUUCCUCACUGGUAUAAACUGCAGACACAUGACGUGUCUUCUAUACCUCUGCCUCAGCCCUCUCCGUACCUCCCACGCAGACAUGUCCACGGAGACAGCCCCAGCAAGAAACUACAGAGGUCGCAUCGUAUCAUUGAUACAGAGUUUGAUGAUGGUUUGAUGGUAGUGACUAAAGGUGCAGAGCGUAACUCCAGGGAGAGAGAGCGUGGCAGUACGCUGGCUGUGCCUGAGCAGCAGCGGCCUGUCCAGCACCGCUCCCGCUCAGUGUCCCCUCACAGGGAAGACUCCUGCAGGGCCCGGUCACGGCCCGCACAUGUGCCCAUGCAAAGGAGCCUGGAUGAGAUCCACCAGAACCGCCACCACUCCCACUCCCCCUCCCGCUACCACGACUCCCACUUGGAGCACCAACGCUCUGGUGACUCGGACUACGAGUACUCUGAGGACAGUGAGGUCCUGGAGAUGCACAGGUCUAUCCGGGGCGGGAGUGCUGAGUGCCUGCACACAAACAGCUCCACCCUCCCCGCAUGCCUAAAGAGCAAGCCGCCCCACAGACAAGAGGGGGUUAGCACCAUGCCUCGUAGCAUCCUUACACACCGUGUGCUCAGGUUCACUGAUGAGGUCACGGUUAGUGACCUGCAGCCGUCGUUGGACAGAGUGAGGAGUGCCAGCACCACUUGUCUGAGACCAGACAACAACUUUCACUCCCCUGACAGAGACAGGUGCUCCAACUCUUUGCCUCGCAAGACUCCCCCAAGUCCCAGGAUCUUAGUAGAACAUGUGGCCCCUGAGGAAGACAGGCAGUGUAGCAAUUCAUCAAGUCCAAACUGUCACAGGGGCAGCAAAAAAAGCCUGGAGGGGGACAGUCGUAUCCAGCCCACCUCUAUCCUGAGGGGCAGUAGGGGGAGAGGGGGCCCACUGAGGCCUUUUGGCCAGACAGCCCUUGCUGGGUCCUGCCCAAACUCGCCACGGCUAGACAGAGCACACCCUCAUGGCAGCCCCUCUCCUCCAACGGGGACUCGCAGGGGCAGGCAGCUGCCGCAGCUCCCUGCCAAGAGCAGCAGCAUAGAGCAAGCCCUUGCAGUAGAGGAGCGAACCCGACAGCUGCCGAUGAAAGUACAUUCCUAUCGGCCUUCAGCCUCCCACGACCCUGAGACGGACCUCAAGACCAAACGGGAGAUGUUCCGAGAUCAGAGGCCAAGCAGUGACGUGUCAGCCAGAUCAUCAGACAGCGAUAUGAGCGAUGUGUCCGCCCUCUCCCGUGCCAGCAGUGCCUCCCGCCUCAGUAGCACCAGCUACAUGUCUAUCCAAUCAGAACGACCCGGGGGGCGACUCAGAUCCAAGUCAUUAGAGGAGGAGAAGAAAGACAGGAGGAUCUCAUGGGGGGUGAACGGGGAGGAGGAGAGGAGGAGGGCAGCGGGAAAGAGACGAUUCUCUGAGGAAUUGAAGCGCAGAAGACACACUGUAGCAGGAGACACAAGGGAGUCCAGUCGGCAGAUGCGAUCGUCGAUGGGCCGCAGCAUGCUGAAGAGCUCCAGCGUGAGCGGAGAGAUCUACACCCAGGAGCGCACCGACGGCAGCCAAUCAGACACGGCGCUGGGCAUGGUGGGUGGCGGCAGCAAGAAGAGACGCUCCAGCCUCAGUGCGCGGGUGGUGGCCAUCGUUGGCAACCGUCGCAGCCGCAGCACUUCACAGAUCAGCGGCCCUGAGGGGAAGAGUAAGAAGGAGAAGGGUGCACCCAUCCAGAGGAGCACAGAGACUGGGAUGGCAGUGGAGCUGACCAGGAACAUGAGCCGCCAGCCCAGCAGAGAGUCCAACAAUGGCAGCAUGAACAGCUACAACUCUGAGGGGAAUUUGAUCUUCUCUGGUGUGAAUCUGGGUGCCAGCAGUCAGUUCAGUGACUUCCUGGAUGGUUUGGGACCAGCUCAGUUAGUGGGCAGGCAAACACUGGCUACUCCUGCUAUCGGUGACAUCCAGAUUGGUAUGAUGGAGAAAAAGGGUCAGCUGGAGGUGGAAGUCAUCAGAGCUCGAGGACUCGUACAAAAGCCAGGAUCCAAAUCUCUCCCUGCUCCAUAUGUCAAGGUCUAUCUGCUGAAUAAUGGAGCAUACGUAGCCAAAAAGAAAACCAAGAUUGCACGGAAAACACUUGACCCACUGUACCAGCAAGCACUGCUAUUCGAGGAAAGCCCACAGGGUAAAGUCUUACAGGUGAUUGUUUGGGGAGACUACGGCCGCAUGGAUCACAAAAGCUUCAUGGGAGUUGCACAAAUCCUAUUGGAGGAACUGGACUUAUCAAGCACAGUCAUUGGUUGGUACAAGUUGUUCCCACCAUCCUCCUUGGUGGAUCCGACACUUGCCUCCCUAACUCGGCGAGCCUCCCAGUCGUCACUCGACAGCUCCUCCGGACCUCCGGGGGUUCGAUCCUAGUGGACCAACAGCUCUACACCGCUCGGCGAGUAACAAACUCAUGAAACAUACAGUAGAGUGAGAGAGAUUAAAAAAAAAAUAUAUAUAUAGCGGAAAUGUAGAACAACAACAAUCAGAAACAGUCACAAUGAGAAAGCUUUGUUGAGAUCUGACAAUCACUCCUGUUGCGGUUAAUUUUGUCUGUUGUAGAAAGUGCCACAUUUCAGUGUUUCAUAUCCAUUCAAUGAAAAAUCUUAUAGUUUUUCUCUGUGUAUGCUGAAGAAGCAGGGCUGUCGACAGACAACAAGCAGUAGCUCUUGAGACGGGAGAUGAAAAAGUGUCAGAGAAUCAAAAAUGAAGCAGGGUGGUUUUUAACCGAAUCAACAAUAGCAAAGAAAUGUAUGUAAGCAUCGGAAUGUAUGGACUCAAGACAGAGGUAAUCACCCUCCACACCUGCAGGUGGCUGCAGUGGCCUCCUCCAGAACCCCAACAGACUGCCGGCACGCCUGCCCCCGGGCAGGGUGCUCACACGUUGGAAUUCAGUCUGGAAGCACAGGGCCUUCUUCUGGUGCCUCGACCUUGGAGCCACAUCACUGGUCCCUCUCUCUGUCGAAAGAUCCUCUUUUCAAUAUGUUUACCAUGGCUGCUCUGAAGCCACACUGUUUUAGCGUGUUUGCUUUGUUGUUCAUUUCUUUCCCUUUGUUACUACUGGCACAAAAUGUUUUUACAGUGCGUAAAAUGCUCAUGAUAAUGUUGUCAGUCUGGUGUGUGCAUGGAGAGAAAAAAACAAAACACAAGAGAUAAAAAAAAAAGGAUAUAAAAACUAUUAAAUGUCUGCAAGUGUUAUGCAGGGGGGGUUGCUGGUGAUGAUAACACAGCUUAGAUUUUUACACUUGACAGUGCGAUUAGCGUGCAAAGUUGUUUUCCUUGUUCCACCUCUGGCAAAUGUCCAGGCCAGUCGUCUUUGUAUAGAUGUAUAUUAGGCCUCUCAAGAGGUUGACCAAUAAAUGAAAUUUAUGUCACUUUGAAAUAUCACAAGGGUACAACAUCACUGUAAAAAAAAAAUGAAAAGAGAAAUCUUUGUUCACCUUCGCAAGAGCAAGAUAGGACGGUCUAAUUUUUCACAUCUUUUGGGGAGUGCAGUCCCUCACCCCAGCACGUUUAAGGUUUUUAUCCAACCCUUAGUUUACAUUCUUUGAAAUUUAAACACAAGCACAAGAGCUUGAUUUUUUUACAACAAAAAGUCUAACUUUUUGAAAAAAACAUGUAGUUAAAAAAAGAAAAAAAGUAACAUUCCCGUCACUGGUUCGGUUCAUUUCUUUGUCUAGAUAUUAGGAAACGCACAAACAAACAGAAGAGAAGAAUCGCUCACAGUUUCCCUUGUGCAUCUCUGUGAAUGUCAAAAUAACCAAUCAGACUAAUCUGUCAGGACACCAAACACCAAUGCUCAUCCUCCGUUUGGCCCGCAAACUCCUCUCACCAGGAAAGAGUUGGGGCCAGCAUGACUUUGGAACCUGUUCCAAGCUGCAUGCAUAUUUUUGUAAAACGAAACAGAUACAGAAAAAAAGAUACUGAACUAGAUACGUGUGUUAGUUCCACAUACUGUAGGGCCACUUGUAUGUUGCAUGCAGUUGUACAGUUUGCUCGUACUUGAAUAUUAAAGAGAUAAAACCAAGAAACCGAAGCCAUUCCCAUUACGCAACGACAUUUGAACUCAACUGCAGUCUAUUCCACGUCCCUCAGUCCGGUGCUGAAUGUCUCUCAAACUAAAUCCCACAAUUACAUUGAUGUCUUUCCUCGACCCUCCGGAAGAUGUACUGUACUGUACAGUAGUACUGAGCAGACCUCACAGCCCCUCUUACUGUUGUUCCACAUCAUAGUAUACCUCCAAGGGGCUGAGAUGAUGUAUGAAUAAAUAUGUACAAAUCAGAUCUACUUAUAUGGAAAUAUGAAUUAUGUUUCAACAUAAUGAUUUCAGAUAUGCUAUCACAUGAACUGUUCAAUUAUAUAGAGAAUAAAUGCAGAUGCACAGAGAGUCAUACACUGUAAAUACUCAGCAGCCACUCACUGGGUUUUCAUUGGGUUGAGUGAUAAUUGCAAAGGGGCCAAGUUAUAUAAUGAGCAGUGAUUAAUACAUGAUUGGGGACCACAUGCAGUGGGACAACACGAGGCCAGGGUCAUAACCGGCUGAACUCAAACACACAGCCCCAAAAACGACAGGUCUGAACCACUGCUCCGAAAGUCAUUGUCUGAACACUUCUCUGUGCUUCUAAACCAGUGUCUGAAACCCGGCCACGAUCAGCCCCACUUCAGAAGAGUUGACUUUUCUUUUCAUUGUCCGGUGAAGCUGGGUUUUUUUUCCUUUUUUAUUUUUUCUUUCUUUAUUUUAUUUUUGUCAGUAUUAACAGGAAAAAAAAUGCUGAUUGUUUACAACUUCUGUGUUCCACUGAAACAAAAAGAAAAUUAGAAAAAAGUAAAUCAUUCACUGCAACAUUUCUUGUUUGUAUAACAGAUGUGGCUCAAAUGAUGUGUAUGUUUUAUAUUUAAAAAAAAAAGUUCAUUUUUAUUAUUUACAAAUAAAAAGAAUGUGUGGAAGAAAACUGA